AUGGGCUCUUGGAAGAUUAGAGAUGAGAAAAACACCAGCACUCGCGAUGAGAUAAUUAGUCGGACAGGAAGAACGGCAACAAUCCAUGUUUCCGACCUUGCCAACCAGGAGUCUGUGAAGAGAAUAAUUCCCACGAUCGCCAGGUCAGGUAGAGGGAUGGAUAUUCUGUUGAACUGUGCUGGGGUGCAGAGACGGCACCCGAGUGAGAGCUUUCCUGAUGACGAUUGGGAUGAGGUUCUCCAAGUUAACUUAACGUCUGUUUUUACGCUAUGUCGAGAAUUUGGUGCGUAUAUUCUGUCUCGUGAUGCUGCCAGUUUCCAGUCUGGGCGGAGAGGGACCAUCAUCAAUGUGGCAUCCCUUCUCUCGUUCCAAGGUGGCAUCACGGUACCAGCAUACGCAGCAUCAAAGGGUGGGGUAGCCCAGCUAACCAAGGCCCUGUCGAACGAAUGGAUGUCUAAGGGCAUUUCAGUCAACGCCAUUGCACCUGGAUAUAUCAAUACGGACAUGAACACUGAAUUGAUGGAUAAUCCAGAGAGGAACAGUGCCAUCCUUGCUCGGAUUCCUGCGGGAAGGUGGGGCAUUCCUGAUGAUUUCAAGGGUGUGGUGGUGUUUUUGGCCAGUGAAGCCAGCAGUUACGUAUCUGGGGAAAUCAUCUGUGUCGAUGGGGGGUGGAUGGGACGAUAG
Messenger RNA from Histoplasma mississippiense, 684 nucleotides. RefSeq lists its product as hypothetical. Gene Ontology annotation, molecular function: oxidoreductase activity, acting on the CH-OH group of donors, NAD or NADP as acceptor. NCBI's taxonomy places the organism in Eukaryota, Fungi, Ascomycota, Eurotiomycetes, Onygenales, Ajellomycetaceae. The coding region runs from base 1 to 684 and encodes 227 amino acids. The record is from RefSeq and is a predicted model, not a curated record. The transcript has 3 exons.